Molecule: messenger RNA, 417 nt
Organism: Suillus subalutaceus
Lineage: Eukaryota; Fungi; Basidiomycota; Agaricomycetes; Boletales; Suillaceae
Exons: 2
Coding region: 1-417 (138 amino acids)
Source: RefSeq, a predicted model, not a curated record
AUGGUAGGAGCCCUCCAGCUCCCCAAGGCACCAAUCCCUGCUAUCGCCAUUGCAGCCGCCGGUGAACCACAGGCACCGAAACUGGCAACCUUGGUCAGUGAGGCUGAGCAGGCGGCGAUCAACAUAGUGAAGCGCCUCUGGUCAGAUGAAUUUGAUGCGCUGGCACAAAGCCUACUCGUCACUGUGGUUGGGCCCGAGAUUGAGGUCUGUGAUCCCACAAAUGAAGAGGUGCUGGACAGCAACCAUGUCCUUCUGACGGCAUACUCCAAGACAAGAGAUAGGUUGACUCGGAUCUUCAAAGAUCUGAUUGGCCUGCAAAAGAUCGCCGAUGGCCAUGCCCGAGUCAUACCAGCUGUUAGAUCUCUGGCAAACGAAGUUGAGAAAGCGGAGACCAGGUCUACUGGCACCCCUCAGUAG